AUGAGUGCCGUUGGUAUCGUGUCGCAGCAAAUAUCCGUCGAGUCCGAGGCCGCGUCGCAAUUAUCGAUAGUGAUUUCUAUGGUCUCGAAAAAAUUCAGGACCCAGCUGAUGAUUCGUUCAAUGGAGCCGGCGCAAGGAACCCUGCAGCUGGAGCACAUGUGGCUCAACCUCGGUCGCGGGUUCCAUUUCUUGCCGAUAUGUGGCACCCAGGAAACUGUGGCUGGCCGCUGGACAUUAUUGAAGAACUGGCAGCCUGGCAGUAACAGCACAAGGUUCCAGAAACUUGUCCACCUUGACGAUAUCAAGUGCGAUAUUUCUAUUGAAAAGUUUCUGGUCUUUUCAAAGGCUACCGAGACUGGAGACAUGGUUCUACUAACGAUGACGGCCACCAUCGUGGAGGUCAUGAAGCAGCUUGACGACAAACCCGUUGACAGCCAUGAAGAAGACAGUCCAUCCGAGGAGCCAAGCCUCGCACACCCGGCCGUUGGAAAACCGAUCACACAUGGCCAGAUAAUCAAUGUGUGGAAGCAAUCCAGAGGGGAGGGAAGUUUGGGAUGCUCGCUGGAGAAUCUCUUGCGUGGUGCGACAAUCUAUGUCCCGCCCCCUCCCCCAAAGCCGGAACCUUCGGACGAGUAUAAACAACUCAUGGCUCGUCUUCGGAGAGAAGAAGAAGAGCGAUCGUACGAGCGGAUGAUCAAGGCGCCACCGACCCGCGAAACGUUUGCCCAGCGAUUUCCAAUGGCUCCAAUGACCAUGGCCGAUUCGUUUGCCGAAGCCAACAAACCAACAAGGCAAUCCGACCUUGGCGAGGAGAACAUAAAUCACGGAGAGAUACAGCAGCAGAUCACCUUGAUCAUCAACUUUCUUGUCAGUAUUGCCGGGUGUGCCGCAGCUUUCUGGAUUUGUGCACAGUGGUGGAGCACGACGGCCAGACUUUUCCUCACCCUAUUUGGCACCAUAACUGUCGCAGUUUGCGAAGUCGCAGUCUACAAUGCGUACAGCUGGCGAAUGAUAGAGGGCGACAAGAAGCAAAAGAAUACAAAAGAGGUCAAGGACAUUGUCAAGACAUGGGUCAUUGGCGCAGACGAACCAACAAAGGAGGGUUAUGAACCUGUGCUUAUACAACCAAUGGUCCACGAUACAAAUUCGGACAUUCGACAACGAAAAGUUGCGCCUUUUUGA
Messenger RNA from Pestalotiopsis fici W106-1, 1182 nucleotides. RefSeq lists its product as uncharacterized. The coding region runs from base 1 to 1182 and encodes 393 amino acids. NCBI's taxonomy places the organism in Eukaryota, Fungi, Ascomycota, Sordariomycetes, Amphisphaeriales, Sporocadaceae. The record is from RefSeq and is a predicted model, not a curated record. Gene Ontology annotation, biological process: vacuolar proton-transporting V-type ATPase complex assembly. Gene Ontology annotation, cellular component: endomembrane system. The transcript has 3 exons.